AUGUUAAGGUUGGCUAAUAGAGUUUCUAGAAAGGAGAGUGGGAACUUGGGGAUAACCCAGUUGAAAAGGAGACCCAUGGCCACUUCAGGUGUGACACAAGGUGAAAUUUUGAGUAAAUACCCUAUCGGACUUAAUAUGCAUGGGUAUGUGAUUGAACAAGUUCAACCUAUACCCGAAUUUUCACUUGUGGCGGUCAGAUUAAAGCAUUCUAGAACUGGAUCAGAGCAUUUACAUUUAGAUACACCUAAUGACAAAAACAAUGUAUUCCUGGUAGCAUUUAAGACAAAUGCUCCUGAUGCCACUGGGGUUCCUCAUAUAUUGGAACAUACAACGCUUUGUGGGUCUUUCAAGUAUCCGGUCAGAGAUCCGUUUUUCAAAAUGCUUAACAGAUCAUUGAGUAAUUUUAUGAAUGCCAUGACAGGCCAUGAUUACACAUAUUAUCCGUUUGCUACGACUAAUGCGAAGGACUUUGAGAACUUGAUGGAUGUAUAUUUAUCAUCAGUUUUCGAACCACUCCUUACACACGAGAGUUUCAUGCAAGAGGGUUGGAGAUUAGAGAAUUCAGAUCUUUCAGAUCCUAAAAGUCCUAUAAUCUUUAAGGGCGUUGUCUAUAAUGAGAUGAAAGGCCAAUAUUCUAACUCGGCAUAUUACUAUUGGAUCAAAUUCCAAGAAGCUAUAUACGGCUCAUUAAAUAAUUCUGGUGGUAAUCCGAAUAAUAUUACUGAUCUUAGGUAUGAAGAUUUAGUUGAUUUCCAUUCUUCAAAUUACCACCCAUCUAACUCAAAAACUUUUACUUAUGGUAAUAUUGAAUUGGUUAAUCAUUUAAACAAAUUAAAUGAAUUUUUUGAUUUCUUUGGUAGCCGUGGGGUGAGAUCCAAUGUUAGAAAACCAAUUUUUGAUCUUAAUCCAAAUUAUAAAUCCGAUGUUACUGUGAAAGGACCCGUUGACACAAUGUCAGGCAAACCAAUUGAAGAGCAAUAUAAGUCUUCGGUUACUUGGGUAAUUGGAAACCCGUUAGAUGAAUCUAAACAGUACGAGGUAUUCAAAUGGAAAGUUUUGAGCUCUUUGUUAUGUGACGGUCAUAACUCACCUUUUUACCAAGAAUUAAUUGAAAAGGAAUACGGAGAGGACUUCAGUGUGAAUUAUGGUUUAGACUCUACAACUGCCUUAUUAUCUUUUACAAUUGGUUUGAAUAACUUAACCUUAGAAAAAGCUAAAAAUUUAGAAGGUAAAGUGCAUGAGAUUUUUGUCCUGAAGAUCGUUCCAGAACUUCAGAAAGGAAAAGAAAGUGCAUUUAGUGAUAGAAUUGAAGCAAUUUUACACCAGAUUGAAUUGAACUUCAAAAAGCAUAAACCAGAAUUUGGUUUAGGUCUAUUAAGCUCAGUUGUUUCAACUUGGGUGAAUGGAUUGAAUCCGGUUAAAUCAUUACAAGUUGAUCAUAUUUUAAAUAGAUUCAAAGAAGAUUAUAAACUGAAUGGUCUCAAGAUGUUUCAAGACUUACUUGAAGAAACAGUUUUUAGAGAUAGUACUCCAAAAUUCAAGUUCACCAUGGAACCUGAUGAAAGUUUUGGAAAGAAUUUAUCAUCCGAAGAAACUGAAAGAUUGCAAACUAAAGUUGAGGCAUUAACUGAGGAAGAUAAAGAGGUAAUCUUUAAAAGAAGUGUUGAAUUGUCCGAGAAGCAGAAGAAAGAGGAAGAUGUAUCAGUAUUGCCGACAUUAACUGUUAAAGAUAUUCCAAGAGAGGGUGAUUUUUAUUCCCUUGAUUUUGCAAAUGUGAAUUCUAAGAAGCUUCAAAAGAGAAUUGUUGAUACAAAUGGGUUAAUUUAUAUGAAUGCUAUUAAGGAUAUUUCAUACUUACCUUCUAAAUACUAUAAAUAUUUGCCAUUGUUCAAUUGCUGUCUUACGAAUCUAGCUGGUACAAGUAAAACUCCAAUAACUGAAUUGGAAACAAAAAUUCAAAAGUUAACUGGUGGCGUUUCUUUUAAUGUUUCAGUUAAAACUGAUCCUUUUGACAUCUCCAAGACUAAUAUGAAAUUUAUGUUGUCCGGAAUGGCUUUGAAAGACAAAUCUCAGCAUGUGUAUGAUUUAUGGUAUGAAAUUUUAACAGGAACGAAAUUUAAUCCUCAAGAUGAACAAGUUGUUGAUAAGUUAUUUACGUUGGUCAAAAAUUUAGGACAGAAUCAAAUGAACACAAUCGCUGAUUCAGGUCAUUCAUAUGCAAAUUCUCAUGGUAAUUCGCAACUUACACCUACAAAGUAUAUUCAUAAUUUGAUUGGUGGUAUAGGUCAAGUUUCGUUUAUUCUGGAUUUGAAUAGAAAAUUAGAUACUGAGGGCAGAGAAUUUUUAAUCAACGAGCUUUUACCAGCUUUAAAGGAUAUUCAACAUCAUUUGGUUGAUGGUUUUACUGAUGGAAACCAAUCAGGCUUCGAAUACAGUUUAGUUGGUGACAAUGAAUCUGUUGUUGAUAAUGAAAAAAUGGUUAGAAAAUUUGAUGACUUAUUGAAAUCAAAUACUAACCCAGUUGUAGGCGUCAAUGAGUUAUCAUCUUUGAUAUCCCAAUUCAAUACUAAUAAAUUGGGCUUGAAUAACAAUGGUCAUAACACUCUAAUUGACUUACCUUUUCAAGUUGGAUAUGCUUCUUUAGCUAAGUUAGGAGCUGCAUAUACUACUAAAGACGGAGCUGCUUUACGUGUUUUAUCACAAUUAUUGACCUUCAAACAUUUACAUUCUGUUAUAAGAGAAGCAAAUGGAGCAUACGGAGGUGGGUUACUGUUUGAUGGUUUGGGUGGCUGUUUAAAUUUCUACUCGUAUAGGGAUCCUAAUCCACUCAAGUCAGUAGAAUCAUUCAGAGAUUCACCUUCAGUUGCAUUAGGUAAAAUGUUGGAUUCUGAAAAUGGUGGAUGGGGUCCAAAGGAUUUGCAAGAAGCAAAAUUAACCAUAUUCCAAGGUGUGGACGCACCUAGCCAUAUUUCUCUGCAAGGCUCCUUAGAUUUCCUUGAGCACAUUACGGACGAAAUGAGGCAAGAGAGAAGAGAAAGAUUUUUGGAUGUUAGUUACGAAGACUUAAAAAAUGUUACUGAGAAAUACUUAUUGAAUGGCACAACAGACGUUGUUACAGUUAUUGGGGAUAAUGAAAUUCUCAACAUAGAUCCUAAUGAUUCUCAGUGGAAUAUUAAGAAAUUAACUGCCUAA
Messenger RNA from Debaryomyces fabryi, 3192 nucleotides. RefSeq names its product Cym1p (gene CYM1). The transcript has a single exon. The coding region runs from base 1 to 3192 and encodes 1063 amino acids. Gene Ontology annotation, cellular component: mitochondrial matrix. Gene Ontology annotation, molecular function: metal ion binding. Gene Ontology annotation, biological process: protein processing. Lineage: Eukaryota; Fungi; Ascomycota; Pichiomycetes; Serinales; Debaryomycetaceae. The record is from RefSeq and is a predicted model, not a curated record.